This is a messenger RNA of Bursaphelenchus okinawaensis, 4019 nucleotides long. NCBI's taxonomy places the organism in Eukaryota, Metazoa, Nematoda, Chromadorea, Rhabditida, Aphelenchoididae. The record is from the annotation of a GenBank genome assembly.
AUGAAUGACCUUUGUCUUCAAGUAAGUUCCAAAAAAUAGCAAGAAAUUUCUUUCCAAACAAAAAAAAUGGCAAGAACUUUCUUUACAAAACAUAAAAUGGCAAUAACUUUCUUUACAAAACAAAAAAUGGCAAGAACUUUCUUUACAAAUCAAAAAUGGCAAUAACUUUCUUUAAAAAAACUAAAAUUUAAAAAAAUCUAAAAUUUUUAUUUCUUUGCACGGUGCAUCAACUUUUACGGAUUGCACCGUGCAAUCAUUUUUCAAAAAAUUGUAGUGCCAUUAUUUUUGAUGCUAUAUGAAAAAACUUAUUUUUUAUACAUUUACGUUAGUCUAUACUAAACAUUUGAAUCAAAUUUGUUACCUAAAAUAAGGUAAGUAAUGAGCUUGGCAAAAAUUAAAAGAUUUUGCACCGUGCAAUAAAAUUAAUUGAUUGCACAGUGCAAAAAAAUAAUAAAAAGCGUUUUUAAAGUGGCAAGAACUUUCUUUACAAACCAAAAAAUGGCAAGAACUUUCUUUACAAGACUUAAAAUCGCAAGAACUUUCUUUACAAAACAAAAAAUGGCAAGAACUUUCUUUACAGAAUAAAAAUGGCAAGAACUUUCUUUCCAGCUUAAUUUAUUCUAAUUUUAGGCAGAACGAUUGUUUCAAAUUUGUGACACAGACGAUAAAGGCUUUAUCGUGAGAGCAGACUUACCCAAACUAGAUGGUCUAAUAGCAAAUGUCACAUUCAGUCAUCUUGAAGAGUUUUUCAAUGCCAAUGACACCACGAGAACGAGUAUCGUUGGGAAACAGGAUUUUAUUCGAGGAAUUAGUAAGUUUUUGAAGAUUUUAUUUUGUUUUUGAUGUUUAGGCAAUACUUUAGAGAGUUUUACUUUGGGCACUUUGAGAAUUAUACAUAUUUUUUAAAAUAGCACUUAAACUAUGUUUUUUAUUAAAAUUGUUACCUAAACUACCAUUUUUUCAAAAAAUGUUACCUAAGAUACUAUUUUUUUCGUUAAAAACUAUUUAUUUAAAACACUAUGUUCUUAUAAGUGUGACCUAAACUACUAUAUUCUGCCAAAAUUAUUGUUAAAAAUAGCAAAUUUUUAAAAUUUGUUACCUAAAAUAAUAUUUUUCUUCAAAAAUGAUGCCUAAACUUCUUUAAAAAUUGUUACCUAAAAUACUAUUUUCAAUAAGUUCUAUAAAGAUUCUUACCUAAACUACCAUUUUUUUCAAUUCCAGAACCCCUCCUAAUCAACAGUCGCCGUGACAUAACCCAUGAAGACCUGAUCCGCCCUCGCAAAUGUCUUCAAGAGCUGCCCAUGGAGAACUUCAGGACCAUUUCACUCGAAUCCGAGCCAUUUCAGAAGAAGUUCAGUUCGGUGCCGACGCGAAGUAAACUCAGUAUUGCGAUCAGUACGCCGACGGAUCAUCAGAGUACGUCGCGAGGUCUGGCCAAGAGCUCGAUUACACCGAGCGUGUCUUCGUCCAACUUCGCACCAUAUGUACAUAUACAGGAGAGUAAACGACCACAAAGUGCGGUCGAUUAUAAUGAUGAGACGCCUGAGGGCAGGAAUCACAUGGAGGUGAGUUGGGGUGUUGAGGGAUAGCAAGAACUUUCUUUACAAAACAUAAAAUGGCAAAAACUUUCUUUACAAAACUAAAAAUGGCAAGAACUUUCUUCGCAAAACACAAAAUAGCAAGAACUUUCUUUACAAAACAAAAAAUGGCAAGAACUUUCUUUACCAAACGUAAAACGGCAAGAACUUUUUUUACAAAGCCAAUAAUGGCGAGAACUUUCUUUACAAAUCAAAAAAUGGCAAAAACGUUCUUUACAAAGUAAGAAAUGGCAAGACCUUUCUUUACAAAGAUCAAAAUUUCAAAAAUUUUGCUUUUUUCUAUUCGUGAGUAAUGAUUGAAGUUUGAUUUUUAGUUCUCCGAGAUGCUACGCCACUCCUCUAACAGCAAUCCGGACCUUGUUGGGCGGACGACGCUGGCUGAUGUAAGCUUUUCUUUACAUUACAUGCCCUAGUAGGGUCACGGUAUGGAAGUUGAGAUGCUGUAGUUAUAAGAUGCUUGGUUACAGUAGUUCUAAGAGGAUGGGUUACUGUAGUUAGUAGAGGUCGGGUUGCGGUAUGUACAGGAGCGAUGGCUAUGGUAGGUACAAGAAGCGUAGUUAUUAGAAGUGGGGUUUUUUAUAUUUACUUUAUUCUACUCUAUCCUACCCUAAACUAGCAGAGCACAACUCUUUUUUUCACUUAUCGUAAUCUACUUUACCUUACCUUACUGUAACUUGUCCUACCGUACUCUACCGUACCUAACCUACCCUACCAUACCGUAUCAUACCCUACCGUAUCCUACCCGGUCUUAGCCAACUUAUUUUGCGUACUGUUUCAGGAACUGCGGUCGCCAGAUCGAAUAUACAAAGUUGUUUUCGUUGGAGACUCGGCUGUCGGAAAAACGUGCUUUCUACACAGGUAGUGGAGUUUUACUUUGCAUGUAUUAGUCAGGGAUACCUAAAACAAAUCUUGUAUAUUUUGAAAUUUUAGAUUUUGUCACAACCGCUUCAAAGCCUUAUUUAACGCUACGAUUGGAGUUGAUUUCACGGUGAAGAACGUUAAAGUAAAUGAACGGGUAGUUGCCAUACAGCUAUGGGACACAGCUGGUCAGGAACGGUAAGAAAUUGCGUUUAUCAACCGCUACCUUGCCUACCUCUUCCUAUCCUUUGCCUUGCUUUACAAUACACUAUUCUUAAGGCAGAGUAGGGUACGGUAGGACCAGAGAUUAGUCUAAAGCAGGGUAUUUUAGGCAAGGGUAGGUUAAGGGACGCUGGGGUAAAGGUAAAGCAGCUUUGAGCAAAAAAAGGUAAAGUAGAGUAGGUUAGGUAGGGUAGGGUAGGGUAGGGUAGGUAGGGUAGGGUAGGGUAGGGUAGGGUAGGGUAGGGUAGGGUAGGGUAGGGUAGCAGGGUAGGGUAGGGUAGGGUAGGGUAGGGUAGGGUAGGGUAGGGUAGGGUAGGGUAGGGUAGGGUAGGGUAUGUACUGUUCUAUUAUGUUCUAAACUACAGUACCGUAUACCAUUCACUACAUAAACUACAGUAAUUUUAGUUACAGAUUCCGCAGCAUAACCAAACAGUAUUUUCGGAAAGCCGACGCCGUAGUAUUACUGUAUGACAUCACAUCGGAACAGUCGUUUCUGAACAUUCGUAAUUGGAUUAGUUCUGUCCAGAAUGGGGUAGAUGAGGAGUGCGCAAUGAUAUUAGUGGGCAACAAGAUAGAUUUGUGUCCGACUGAAGAAAGCCGAGCUGUCGGGUAUAAGGAUGCCAAAGCUAUUGCUAAUGUAAGUUUUUUUUUAUCCCAGAGCCCUAGUCCAGAGCCUUAGUCCAUAGCCUUAGUCUUAGCGUUAGCUUUAGUCCUAGCCUUAGCUCUAGCUGUAGUUUGAGCCCUGGCUGCAGCCUAGCUUGGUAUUGCCUUGGCACGUCUUGGUCAGUCUUUACCAACUCUGUUUUACCUGUCUGGCUAUUGUCAACUUAACAUGCUGCACUUAUAUCUACUCUACCUUACUUUUUCUUGUUUUGUCCUAACCAGCAUCUUCUUCACCCUUAUCCUGCCUUACUUACUCUACUAAACUAUUAUAUUCUUCUUCUACGUUCGGUUCUUUCUUUUUUAGAUAUUAAAGCCCCUAUCUUCUGACCAUGUUUUACACUUGCAUAUAACUUUUCAGGAAUUCAACAUGGUAUACUUCGAAACAAGCGCGUACACGGGUCUAGGUAUCAACGAAUGCAUGAGGGCUGUAGCAUUGUAAGCAUCUAAUUUUUAUACUACUAUUAUAUUAAUUUACAUAACUGAUCUAUAUAUACAAUAUUUAUGCCUAUAAUACUUACUGUAUUGUUUAAAAACUCACUUAGUCCUUGUUCUAUACUAUUGAAGACUAUGCUAUUGAUUUUUAGAAAACUGCUUCAAAGAGACGAGGAAAACCUUGAAGAGUCCCUGAGGCUAGAAAUCGAAGAAGAUGCGCCUCGAUCCAGUUGGUGUUGUGUUUGA